AUGACGUGGUCGGCAGGAGAAAGUGAGCCGUAUAGGACUUAUCCUCCGGAUACGGUUUUCUCCCGGAAGGUGUUCAUCAGCCGUUUGCUGCCUGAGACCGAGCCUGCGAAACUCGGUAGAAGUUUCCAAGCCUUCGGCCUCGUCCGAGUCGUAAAGAACGCGGGAGACCGGCACGCGUACGUCAUUCUAGAAUCGGACGCCUGCGUGAAACUUCUUUUGUGGCGAUGCUCGAGAACCGAAUCCGGCGAAUAUCUCUUCCGGAUUGCGAAUCGGAAGAUCCGAGUCAUCCCAUGGGCUCUUCGAGACAUCGAAUGGGGUCGCGAGAACACAUCGCCGAGGAUAAACACGAUUUUCGUUUGGCCACUGCAUGAGCAGACCACGGCGGAGCUCUUGAAGAUCAUCAUGGAAGAACAAUUCGGCCCUGUGCGAUUCGUCAGGAUCGACACAGACAAUUACGAGUACCCGAAUGGCUCAGGAAGAGUUCAAUUCGUAUCUCGCGAGUCUUACUGCGCGGCAAUCAAUGUCAAAAUAUUGAAGAUGUUGACCAUGGAGUAUGAAUGCGAUUUGGAGCUGGAACCAUUCUUCGAAAGCGACGUUCUUUGCAGCAGGUGCCGUAGGGCGAUCAGCUCUGCCAUAUGCAGACACUACUUGUGUCUGCAGUACUUCUGCGGACCCUGCUUCGAAAUUCAUCAGGAUGAGCAGCCCGGACUGUUGGAUCUCCACCAGCCGUGUGGACACCCUUGA
Messenger RNA from Galendromus occidentalis (western predatory mite), 744 nucleotides. Its product is annotated as cytoplasmic polyadenylation element-binding protein 1-like. Gene Ontology annotation, cellular component: cytoplasm; synapse; neuron projection. Bases 1 to 744 code for a protein of 247 amino acids. The transcript has 4 exons. Lineage: Eukaryota; Metazoa; Arthropoda; Arachnida; Mesostigmata; Phytoseiidae. Gene Ontology annotation, biological process: negative regulation of cytoplasmic translation. The record is from RefSeq and is a predicted model, not a curated record. Gene Ontology annotation, molecular function: ribosome binding; mRNA regulatory element binding translation repressor activity; mRNA 3'-UTR binding.